UGUUAUCUUGUGUAAUGGGUAGCUGUUGUUGAAGUGGUUUUGGUGUACUUUUGCAUUCCUAGUAGGCUCGAGUUGGUGAAGAUCGGUAGUUGGGAGCCCAUGUGUGGCUUAAUACGCCAUUGUAUUUCUGGUUUCCAAUUAAUAGAUACUGACUACCUGUAACAGUAUUACGUCUUCUUCUGAGUAGCUUCAGUUUAAUUCAGUGGCGUGUGCUUCACGUGGGGAAAAAAGACUAAACGGGCCCUGCAGUCUUUUCAUUGUGCAUUAUCUUUCUCAUCGGAUCUCGGCAGUGUUGUAUCCCAGAAGUUUUACAUCUUAGUAGAUGAUGGUGGCCUCAUUAAUUCUGGAAGAUGGUACUGUUUUUAAGGGAAGACGUUUUGGAGCCAUGAAUUCAGUAUCGGGUGAAGUGGUGUUCCAGACUGGUAUGGUGGGAUAUCCAGAGGCUUUAACUGAUCCAUCUUACAAGUAUCAGAUAUUGGUCCUGACAUACCCGCUGAUAGGAAACUAUGGCAUACCGAAGGAUGAAAAUGAUGAGUACGGGCUUAGCAGGGUGUGGACACACGAGCACUGACAAAGAAGAUACGAGAAAAGGGCACUAUGUUGGGAAAGCUGCUUUUGGAUGACAAUCCUCCGGAUACUGUUGAAAGUAUUGACCCUAACAAGAUUCACCUGACUGUUGAGGUUUCAGUAAAGGAGCCAAGAGUUUUUAACCCAGAUGGCAGUUUAAAGAUAUUUGCGGUAGACUGUGGGAUAAAGUACAACCAAAUCCGCUGCCUCUGCAGCAGGGGAGCAUGUGUGACUGUUGUUCCAUGGGAUUAUCUUCUUGACAGCAAAGAGUAUGAUGGCUUGUUCAUAAGCAAUGGACCUGGAAAUCCAGAAUUUUGUCAGAAAACCAUUGAGAACAUCAAGCACGUCAUCAUGAAGGAAAAUCCCAAGCCUGUGUUUGGAAUCUGUCUGGGUCAUCAACUUCUGUCGCUUGCAGCUGGAGCAAAAACUUAUAAGAUGAAAUAUGGUAAUCGUGGGCACAACCAGCCAUGCAUCCAUGAAGACAGUAAACGCUGUUUCAUCACGUCCCAGAACCAUGGGUUUGCUGUUGAUCCAAAGACUUUGCCCAAGGACUGGGCCAUCCUUUUUAGCAAUGCAAAUGACUUUUCCAAUGAAGGGAUCGUUCACUCCACCAAACCUUUUUUCAGUGUCCAGUUCCACCCAGAACACAUGGCCGGUCCCAUGGAUCUUGUAGGUCUUUUUGAUGUGUUUUUAAAAGCUGUGCAAAUUUCCAAGUUGGCAGGACAUGAUGGCACAACAGUUAAACAAAUGCUAACAGAAAUGCUUACUUAUAAGAAUUCUCCAUCACUGAGUGACAUAGUCCGUCCUCGCAAGGUCCUGAUUCUGGGUUCUGGUGGCCUGUCUAUUGGACAGGCAGGAGAGUUUGAUUACUCUGGGUCUCAGGCUGUGAAAGCUUUGAAAGAAGAGAACAUACAAACCGUUCUUAUUAACCCCAAUAUUGCUACAGUUCAGACGUCAAAGGGACUUGCUGAUAAAGUAUACUUUCUCCCUAUUACUGCAGAGUAUGUAACACAGGUGAUAAAGAAUGAGCGUCCAGAUGGCAUUCUUCUCACAUUUGGUGGUCAGACAGCACUAAACUGUGGAGUGGAGCUGACUAAACAGGGGAUUCUGGAGAAGUACAAUGUCAGUGUUCUGGGGACUCCUGUUUCGUCCAUUUUGAUGACUGAGGACAGGAAAAUCUUUGUAGAGAAAAUGGAAGAGAUUAAUGAGCACGUGGCCCCAAGUGAAGCUGCUUUGUCUUUGGAUCAGGCUCUUGCUGCUGCUGAAAAGCUAGGGUAUCCUGUGUUGGUGCGAACUGCUUUUGCAUUAGGAGGUCUUGGAUCUGGAUUUGCCAACAACAAAGAGGAGCUGACCACUCUGGUGACGCAGGCUUUUGCUCAUUCGUCACAGGUUCUUAUCGACAAAUCACUGAAAGGCUGGAAGGAGAUAGAAUAUGAGGUUGUCCGUGAUGUGUAUGAUAACUGUAUUACAGUAUGUAAUAUGGAGAAUGUUGAUCCCUUGGGGAUUCACACAGGGGAGUCUAUUGUAGUUGCACCCAGUCAGACCCUGAAUGAUAAGGAGUACAAUAUGCUGAGAAGUACUGCAAUCAAAGUAAUACGACAUUUGGGUGUUGUUGGUGAAUGUAACAUCCAGUAUGCUCUGAGCCCAGAGUCUGAACAGUAUUACAUUAUUGAAGUGAAUGCCAGACUUUCGCGGAGCUCUGCACUUGCUAGUAAGGCAACUGGCUACCCCUUGGCAUAUGUGGCUGCUAAACUUGCACUUGGAAUUCCUCUUCCUGUUCUAAGGAACUCUGUAACUAAUUCUACUACUGCCAACUUUGAGCCUAGUCUGGACUACUGUGUUGUGAAGGUCCCUCGCUGGGAUCUGAGCAAGUUCUUGCGGGUCAGCACCAAGAUUGGCAGUUGCAUGAAGAGUGUUGGUGAGGUCAUGUCUAUUGGCCGCUGCUUUGAAGAAGCUUUCCAGAAGGCAUUGCGAAUGGUGGAUGAAAAUUGUGUAGGGUUUGAUCACACUUUGAAGCCUCCUUCCGAUGAGGAACUUGAGACCCCCACUGACAAGAGAAUAUUUGUUCUUGCUGCAUCAUUGAAAGCUGGCUAUACCAUUGAACGAUUGUAUGAACUAACAAAGAUCGAUCGCUGGUUCCUUCACAAGAUGAAAAACAUCAUUGACCAUUUAAGCGUCCUGGAGUCAUAUAAGCAGAAUGAGAGUAACAUGCCUAUUGAAGUUCUUAAAAAAGCCAAGCAGUUGGGUUUCUCUGAUAGGCAGAUUGCACUUGUAGUGCACAGCACUGAACUGGCUGUUAGGAAGAAGAGACAAGAGUGGAAUAUCCUCCCUGUGGUGAAGCAGGUUGAUACUGUUGCAGCAGAAUGGCCCGCCCAGACCAACUACCUGUAUCUGACGUACAAUGGCACGGAGCAUGACCUUGAGUUUGAUGAUGUCCAUGUCAUGGUCAUUGGCUCAGGGGUGUACCGUAUUGGAAGCAGUGUGGAAUUUGACUGGUGUGCAGUGCGCUGUAUCCAAGAGUUGAGAAAGAUGGGGUUCAAGACCGUGAUGGUUAACUACAAUCCUGAAACAGUCAGCACGGAUUACGACAUGUGCGACAGGUUGUACUUCGAUGAAAUCUCAUUUGAGGUGGUUAUGGAUAUUUAUGAACUGGAGAACCCGGAGGGAGUAAUUCUGUCCAUGGGUGGACAGUUACCCAACAACAUUGCCAUGUCUCUUCACCGUCAACAGUGUGUGAUCUUGGGCACUUCUCCUGAGUAUAUUGACAAUGCUGAGAACCGUUUCAAAUUCUCCCGAAUGCUCGACACUAUUGGGAUUAGCCAGCCACAGUGGAAGGAGCUGUCUGACAGAGAGUCUGUGAAGCAGUUUUGCAACAAUGUUGGCUAUCCGUGUGUAGUUCGUCCAUCCUAUGUUCUUAGUGGGGCUGCAAUGAAUGUGGCGUACUCGGACACUGACUUGCAGAAAUUCCUCAGUAGUGCUGUUGCUCUCUCCAAAGAACAUCCAGUUGUUAUCUCUAAGUUCAUACAAGAAGCAAAGGAAAUUGAUGUAGACGCUGUAGCUUGUGAUGGAGUUGUUAUAGCCAUUGCUGUCUCAGAACAUGUUGAGAACGCUGGUGUCCAUUCUGGAGAUGCUACACUGGUAACCCCUGCCCAAGACAUUAACCAGAGGACUAUGGAGAGAAUCAAAGCUAUCGUCCAUGCCAUCGGUCAGGAACUGCAGGUUACUGGACCUUUCAACUUGCAGCUUAUUGCUAAGGAUGACCAGCUAAAAGUGAUAGAAUGCAAUUUGCGAGUUUCCCGUUCAUUUCCUUUUGUCUCAAAGAGUCUUGGAGUAGAUAUGGUAGCUCUGUCUACCCAGGUUAUUAUGGGAGAAGAGGUGGAACCUGUUGGGCUUAUGAAAGGAACUGGAGUUGUUGGAGUCAAGGUACCUCAGUUCUCAUUUUCUCGUCUGGCUGGUGCCGAUGUUGUUCUUGGUGUUGAGAUGACAAGUACUGGAGAGGUGGCUUGCUUUGGAGAAAAUCGUUAUGAGGCUUACUUGAAGGCUAUGCUAAGCACUGGUUUCAAAAUACCAAAGGAAAACAUCCUUUUGUCCAUUGGUAGCUACAAGAACAAGAGCGAGCUGCUGUCCACUGUGCAGACUCUUGAAAGUUUGGGCUACAAUCUCUAUGCCAGUUUGGGAACUGCUGACUUCUAUAGUGAACAUGGAAUAAAGGUAAAGGCUGUAGACUGGCCCUUUGAAGACACAGAUAAUGACUCCCCUUUUAAAGAAAAGCAGAGGAGUAUCAUAGAUUACCUGGAAGAAAACCAUUUUGACAUGGUGAUUAACCUUUCCAUGAGGAACUCUGGAGGUAGACGCUUGUCAUCUUUUGUUACCAAGGGCUAUCGUACAAGGAGGUUAGCAAUAGACUACUCUGUUCCACUGAUCAUUGACAUCAAGUGCACCAAAAUGUUUGUAGAGGCUUUGCGUCGGAUUGGAGGUGCUCCACCUGUUAAGACCCAUGUAGACUGUUUGACAUCACAGAAGCUUAUCCGCUUACCAGGUUUAAUUGAUGUCCAUGUCCAUCUACGAGAGCCUGGUGACACACACAAAGAGGACUUUUCAUCUGGCACAGCGGCUGCUUUGGCAGGUGGUGUGACCAUGGUGUGUGCCAUGCCAAACACUAAACCAGCUCUUGUGGAUCAGAACACUUUCACUUUGGCAAUGAAGCUGGCUGAAGCAGGUGCUCGCUGUGAUUUUGCUGUCUUUGUUGGGGCCUCCUCGGAUAAUGCUAGCGCUCUACCUGAAUUCGCCUCUAUGACUGCUGGGUUGAAAAUGUACUUGAAUGACACAUUUUCUUCUUUGAAAAUGGAGAAUGUUUCUCUGUGGAUGGAGCAUUUUGAGAAGUGGCCCAAGCAUUUGCCCAUAGUUGCUCAUGCUGAAAAACAGACUGUUGCAGCAAUUCUUAUGGUGGCUCAGCUGUACCAGAGGCCUAUCCACAUUUGCCACGUUGCUCGUAAGGAAGAAAUUCAAAUAAUCAAAGCUGCAAAACAGAAAGGUGUUCAGGUGACCUGCGAGGUGGCACCACACCAUUUGUUCCUUUGCCAGGAAGAUCUUGAUAGAAUUGGGCAUUCCCGAGGUCAGGUGAGGCCAAUGCUGGGGACCAGAGAAGAUAUGGAAGCACUUUGGGAAAAUCUGGAUACCAUUGACUGUUUCGCUACAGAUCACGCACCUCAUACGGUAGAAGAGAAGACUGGAGAGAGGCCACCACCAGGCUAUCCUGGCCUGGAAACCAUGCUACCAUUGCUGCUGACUGCUGUCAGUGAGGGUCGUUUAACUGUUGAAGACAUAGUUAAGCGUCUGUAUGAAAAUCCACGCAAGAUCUUUUCUCUGCCUGUUCAGCAGGAAACGUACAUUGAGGUUGAUUUGGAGCACGAGUGGACAUUUCCCAGUUGCAUGCAGUUUACCAAAUCCAAAUGGACCCCAUUCGAAGGCAUGAAAGUGAAAGGAAAAGUAAGGAGGGUCAUUUUGAGAGGAGAGGUGGCUUAUAUCGAUGGACAGGUUUUGGUUCCUCCUGGAUAUGGUGAAGAUGUGAAAAAAUGGAAUUCAAGGAUCUCUGUUCCUCCACUUCCUCCACAACAUAAAGAGGUCAUCAAGACUCCAGAGAGACGACCAGUAGUACAUAGUGAGGUUAUCCGGAGUAGAGCCCCCAGCCCUCGCAGAGGAGGAGGAGCAGCUGCCGGUGAAGGAAGAUUCCACCUCCCACCCAGAAUCCAUCGUUCUUCUGAUCCUGGACUGCCUCAGGUAGAUGGUGCGAUUUCAACCACUCCCCUGAUAGAAAGGAAUAUUUCUGGCAAAAAAUGUUUGAAUAAUCACCAAACACCUGGUACAGUACGAGCAGCUGAAGAAAUUAAAGAAAGACUUCUCAACAGUGCAGAUGAACAAGAUGUGACAUACUUCCAAGAUGGCCACCCUCUUUCGACACAGAUAACACGUCUGUCACCUCAGAGUGUGCCACUGCAAAGUGUCCCACAUCUGCAGACUUCACCACUGUUGCAUCCUUUGAUUGGGCAGCACAUCUUGUCAGUAAAGCAGUUUUCUAAAGAGCAGAUGUCUCAUUUGUUUAACAUUGCACACAAUUUCCGUAUGAUGGUACAAAAGGAACGCAGCUUAGAUAUCUUGAAGGGUAAAGUGAUGGCUUCCAUGUUCUUUGAGGUCAGCACCAGAACGAGCAGUUCAUUUACAGCUGCUAUGCAGCGCUUAGGAGGAUCUGUUAUCCAUUUCUCUGAAUCCACAUCAUCUGUGCAGAAAGGCGAAUCUUUGGCAGACUCUGUUCAGACCAUGAGCUCUUACGUUGAUGUGGUAGUAUUACGCCAUCCCGAACCUGGGGCUGUGGAGGUUGCCGCCCGGCACUGUCGAAAGCCUGUGAUCAAUGCUGGUGAUGGUGUGGGAGAGCAUCCUACACAGGCACUAUUGGAUGUGUUUACCAUUAGAGAAGAACUGGGCACAGUCAAUGGGAUGACGAUAACAAUGGUUGGAGAUCUCAAGCAUGGACGGACAGUUCACUCUUUAGCUUGUCUUUUGACGCAGUACAGGGUUAAUCUGAGAUACGUUACUCCCAAAAACUUGAGGAUGCCUCCAGGUAUCAUACAUUUUGUAGCAUCAAAGGGCAUUAAACAGGAAGAAUUUGACAGUAUUGAAGAAGCCCUUCCAGACACAGAUGUACUGUACAUGACAAGAAUUCAAAAAGAGAGAUUCGCCUCAGAAGGGGAGUACAACUCAUGUUUCGGGCAAUUUAUCCUUACUCCCCAUAUUAUGACUGUAGCCAAGCAGAAGAUGGUCGUGAUGCAUCCGCUUCCUCGAGUAAAUGAGAUCAGUGUUGAAGUGGAUUGUGACCCACGGGCUGCCUAUUUCAGACAAGCGGAGAAUGGCAUGUUUAUCAGAAUGGCACUGUUGGCUACUGUCCUAGCCAGAUACUGAAGCUUUGGGAUCCGCCAAGACGUUGGUCUCCCUUCUACUGACCCACCAUUUCAGCUGAUAACUGAAGCUGUAUUUUGCUGCUAUACAAAUCAAGACCAGGGAAAAUUUUACUCAGAAGUUUUGGCAUAGCAACUGAUAGCAUAUUUUGAACUGUAAUAGUAGUUUAAGCUUUGCAUCAUGGGAUAUACAGUAAGAUAUAAAUGAAAAUGUUCUGAAAUAGCAGUUAUUUAGGUAAUCAUAGAUAUAUAUUUUCUAGAAACUUGACAUGGUGUUUUUGCUAUGAAAUACCAGAUAAAAUUUUCCCUGACUUUGAUCUUAAUUUCAUGAGAACCUUAGUUUGUGUGUCUUGGGGCCUGUGGCUCACUGUCAUCUAACCUGGUUUAAAGAACUGUGUGCUGCCUGGGAGAUUGAGUAAUGAAGUAUUGUGUUGCAGAAUACUGUUGAUCAGUAGAGAAAGCAAUAUGAAAUCUUUAAAACCACCGGGUCCACAUUAGUGGAGUUUUUAUUAAAAUCAGUGAAGUCACGUUUAAAGCCCAUUAUGAAUAUGUGUAAAGAGUGCAUGUGAAUUACAUGGGUUCUGUAUCACUGGUUUGAUACUUCAGUAUUUGUAAUUCAUUUAAAUGAAAAUGUUUUUGGCAUCACUGUCUGAGAGAUUUUGUUGUAUUUUUGGCUUUCUGCUUUCUUUCUUUGCUUUUAUUUUACAAUGUCGCGCAGAAACAACUUUAGCUGAAACAGGGUACAGUAAACUCUGUUAACCGGCACCCAUGGGUAUUGGUAGAUGCCAGAUCACUGUAGUUUCUGGUUGCUUGAGAGUUGCUAUUAAAAAUAGGCCUGAAUAAUACUGUACCCUAUACUAUUUGGUUUGACUUAUUCUCAGGUUAGGGGUGGGAUUUAUUCCCGUCUUCCUUUUAAAAACUCUAAAAACGUAAGGUAUGUUUCUGUGGGGAGAAAACAAAGUACAACACAUGAAAAUUGUACUGUAUUUCUUCGAUUUUUUUUUCUUGCCAGUUGCUAAGAGUUUACUGUAUCUUUUUCUUUAGCUUUGUUCCCCACGUUCAUUAGCACACCUCACCAGUUUUGUUUUAGUUUUCUUUCAGUGUUAGCACUAGUAUUUUCAUUGUUCAAUAUAGUAACUUGAAGCAACCACAGUGUCUGUUUUUGAGCCUGUCCAGUUACAAAAGGCUGAGAGCAAAAUGCUUGGUAUUAGACUGCCACAGCUGUAGACUGGCAGGUAUGUUUCUCUAAAAUAAAGUUAUUUUCAGUGUUGUAAGUAAAUGUACAAGUCACUUUUGUGGUCACUUAACAUUCCAAAGACCCCUUUCACUGUUUCUAUAGUGAGAUAAUUUUGAUCAGGGUAACAUUGUGUUAGUAUUGCAUAAGCUUAUUUCAUACUGUAGUGUUCAAACACACCUGUAUUAAGUUUACUAUUGGCACUCAUUUGGUGGCUCAGGAAUUUCAAUUACCUUUGGCAUAGCUUGAUUAUACAAAUCUGUUUAGAUUUUGGCAUUGUGCUCUCUGUAAAUGCAGGGAGAGCUGCUGCUUAAAAAAAAGUGGAGACUGAUACUGUGUUGACUUCAUCCAAGUUAAGUAAUUUCUAAACUGUAAUAUUGGAUAUCCACAGUGCUUUCAGAAAUGAUGCUUAAAAGCAAGCAAAGUGAUAGGUCAUUAAAUCUCCUUGAGAUGAAUUUUGACUCCCCUUUUCCAA
Molecule: messenger RNA, 8728 nt
Organism: Protopterus annectens (West African lungfish)
Lineage: Eukaryota; Metazoa; Chordata; Ceratodontiformes; Protopteridae
Gene: CAD
Product: carbamoyl-phosphate synthetase 2, aspartate transcarbamylase, and dihydroorotase
Biological process (GO): L-arginine biosynthetic process; 'de novo' pyrimidine nucleobase biosynthetic process; L-glutamine metabolic process
Cellular component (GO): cytoplasm; carbamoyl-phosphate synthase complex
Molecular function (GO): ATP binding; carbamoyl-phosphate synthase (glutamine-hydrolyzing) activity; aspartate carbamoyltransferase activity
Source: RefSeq, a predicted model, not a curated record